AACCUUAUGACGACUGGAUUAUACCCUGGACACUGGCUCCGCUUCGUCUAAACCACCCCCAAGCACAGUCUCCAGCAUGGUAUAUCCGCGUGCCGACAUAUCCAGCGUUUCCCGGGUUAAUAGGCCCUGCAAAGGUUCCGUCACACCAUGUUGGGGACCUCCACAUUGGUAACUGGACCUAUUCUCCACGCCCAUCCUUGAUCCUCGGCCCUUUGGUGAUGUUCUUGCUCAAGGACUGUUAGUGUCGUGGGUCGUUGAGCUCGGAAGAUGGGACACGUUCCAAUGAGCUUGACUAUCAGUUCUCGGCCUGUUGCUGAUCCUACCAAUGUGACCUUUUGGAACUUGCCGUUCCCACACUCCAAGAGACCGAUGGAGUCGAAUGUCCGUUCGUUCGUCAUCUCAAAGUUGAGUUUGGGGUAGAUCUCGUACCCAAGUACGAACAAUGGGGAUAUAAAGUUAUGUCCGGGACCCUAUUGCAAUACUCAGACGAGAUGUCUUCGGGCACUCCUCCCUCCCAUGGGGCAACUACCCCUACGCAGUACACCGAUAAGGAGGAAGGCCACUAUCAUUGCAAUCAUCCCAAUCAUUACUAUGAAGAACGAAAUAGGAACGUUCAGAAGCCCCACCAGUCCAUGGUGUCGCAGGUGUACAACCCUUCGUUCUUCAAGGUUGCCAAUCCUGGUCCUUUGGGUUUGAUCAGUUUCGCUUUGACUACCUUUGUCCUCGGCCUCUACCAGUGCGGUGCUGGUCUCCCUGGAUCAAACCCCUUCGGCGGCGUCGGUCCUGACCAAGCCAUCUUUGGUCUGGCUGUCUUCUUCGGUGGCAUUGCUCAACUUUUUGCCGGCCUUAUGGAGUUCCGCGUCGGUAAUACCUUUGGUACUACCGUCCAUUGUUCCUACGGUGCCUUCUGGCUUGCUUUUGCCAUGUUCUUCGUUCCUGAUCUGGGUAUCAAGGACGCAUACAAGGGCGAUGACCGCGCUUACAGCUUUGCAUUGGGCAUCUUCCUGAUUCUGUGGUGCUUCCUCACUCUUAUAUUCUUUGUGGCCGCUCUCAAGACGAACAUUGCCAUUCUCAUUGUUCUCGGUUUCUUGUUCCUCGCUUUCCUCUUCCUCAGCUUGGCUCAGUUUCUGCAGACCACUCACCCUACUGCUGCUAUUCGAAUCAACAAGACUGGAGGCGCAUUCUCAUGCAUCUGUGCCUUCGCAGCUUUCUAUGCAGGUGCGGCUGGUAUUAUGACUGAGGAUACGACAUGGGUUCGCUUCCCUCUUGGCGAAAUCGAUGUCCAGCCCAAGAAGACAAACAUUGCUUAAGCACAUGUGCUUCUAAUGUUAGGGUGGAAAGCAAAUGUCGGUAGGCUGCAACGUUGUUUCAUAAUGCAUCGUGGAAUAAGAAUGAAUAAGUAUGUUUAAUACCCGAACAAUAUGAGGAUAAUAUGGAGACGAAUAAGACAUGAUAUCAGAAAAGACAACAUUCUAAAAUUGAUGACGUCAGGUUUCACUUGCCUGAGACAAGCGUCACAUACAGACUACAGGUCUUUGUUUUCAGUUGUGGUAUGGUCACAUAGUAAAAAGCCAACCUGACUUGGUCAUAGUUGUGAUGA
Molecule: messenger RNA, 1600 nt
Organism: Fusarium oxysporum Fo47
Lineage: Eukaryota; Fungi; Ascomycota; Sordariomycetes; Hypocreales; Nectriaceae
Product: GPR1/FUN34/yaaH family-domain-containing protein
Exons: 3
Coding region: 459-1310 (283 amino acids)
Cellular component (GO): plasma membrane
Molecular function (GO): acetate transmembrane transporter activity
Source: RefSeq, a predicted model, not a curated record